AUAUUUAUAGUAUUCUAUGUAAUUGUUGUAUUUAAUAAAUUUAUAAAUAAGCUACACGUAUCUUAUAAUUCAUUGCUUUAACGAUAAUAAUUUAUUGUUAUGUAUGUAUUAUGUAGGUAUGUAAGUAUGUAAAUACAUACCGGGAUUGUUUGUUUUGCAAUUUGCGGGGCAUUUAUGUUACGUAUAUGUGCAUAAAUAAAAAAUGUCUUUAGAUCAAACAGUUUGUGAAGACCUAAAAGCUUUCGAAAGACGUCUUACUGAAGUUAUUGCGAGUUUGCAACCAGCUACUUUGCGAUGGAGAAGUACGUUUUUAUAUUUAUCUUGCUACUCGGUUUUAUCUCUGUUUGUACUGCUGUGGGUGCAUGGCAUUGGUUGACAGAUCCAAAUACACCUGCUGUAUCAUUCACACAGAGCUUAUGUAACCAUCCGUUUUUUGCAAUUGCUAGUAUUAUUUUAGUGAUAUUAUUUAUGAUGGGAGUUCAUAGACGUGUUAUAGCACCAAGUAUCAUAACUCAAAGAGCUAGAAGUGUUCUUGGUGACUUUAAUAUGAGUUGUGAUGAUACUGGAAAGCUUAUUCUUAAACCAACAAGACCACCACAUCCACACGAAACUUAAAAAAAA
Messenger RNA from Osmia lignaria (orchard mason bee), 621 nucleotides. It is a transcript of the gene Cnep1r2, whose product is annotated as CTD nuclear envelope phosphatase 1 regulatory subunit 2. The record is from RefSeq and is a predicted model, not a curated record. Lineage: Eukaryota; Metazoa; Arthropoda; Insecta; Hymenoptera; Megachilidae. Gene Ontology annotation, cellular component: Nem1-Spo7 phosphatase complex; cytoplasm.